UCCUUGAGAUCUGAGAAAUAAGAGACAUGAUUCUCCGUUAACUGCUGCUGUACCGCUUCAAACAAUUCCGAAACUAGUUCACUCCACUCCGUCGUUUGGGCUAUAUCAUCUUUAGCUUGACUCAACCAUGGUGAACUUUUGGUUGUUGUGGACGCCAUUUUGGAAAUAGAACUAUUUUGUUACUAUGAGAGGGGAGGGCUAGAUAUGCCUAUGAUUUUUUUAAAAAUCACUUUUUGUGACAGGGGUUUGCUUUCAUUUUUAGUUAUUAAUAUAAUCUGAAAGAAAAGAAGCUUAUUACUUAGAAGAAUAGGAAAUCAAUAAAAUUUGGAGUAAAGUUUGCUGUGGUUAUAAUUGUUUUUUUACAUGGUGCGGAGCUCCUGUGGUUAUACUUUGAAGAGAGGAGACUGGGUUUCCCGCCUAGAAAUAAAUUUGCAAAACAAGUAAGCAGCCAUUUUACGAAGCAUAAAAAUGUCGUCCCACAAAAAGGCGAUAUUUCUACUUUCUGGUUAAAUAAUAAUCCUCAAAAUCAUAGAUAUGUUUGUAGAAAAGCUAAAAGAAGAAGUUUACGAUGUCAUCUUGCAAGAACGAGUUCUCGUUCUUGUUUCGAUGGAUGUCGAUGCUCUGUGUUCGUGCAAAAUACUCCAGUGGUUGUUCAAAUGUGAUAGCAUCCAGUAUACACUAGUACCUGUCAGUGGCAAGGAGGACCUUGCUAGAGCUUAUCUAGAACACGCCGAUCAGAUCAAACAUAUAUUCCUGAUUAACUGUGGUGGGAACAUCAACCUUCUUGAGAUGUUAGAACCUGAUGAAGAUAUCAGAUUUUAUAUUGCUGACAGCCACAGACCUCUUCACUUGGAUAAUAUAUAUAAUCAAGACCAGGUGAAAAUUCUUAUGAAAGAAGGUGAAACCUUAGAAGUGCCUGACUUUGAUGACAUAUAUGCAGAAUCUGAGGAUGAUGAUGAUAGUCAUGAUGAUGAUGAUGAUGAUUCAGAGCCAUCAUCAAAACGUCAAAAGACUGAUGAAGGAGAGAACAGUCUUAGUGCAAGAGCAAAAAAGAAACAGUGGGAACGCAAAAGGCAGGAUAUCCUGUACAGAUAUCAUGAAUAUGCAUUUUAUGGAACAUCAUCAGCUGUCGUUAUGUAUGAAUUGGCCUGGAAACUAAGCAAAGACAGUAAUGACUUAUUAUGGUUGGCAGCCAUAGGAUUGACGGACCAAUAUCUAAACGAGAGAGUAGACAGUGAAAAGUAUGUUAGUGAUGCAGAGACUUUGCAUGAACAUGUCAUGAGGCACAAUCAUGGAACAGAUGAGAAUGGUGUAUCAAUCAAUUGUAUGAAGAUAGCUUUUGACGCUGAACUUCGGUUAGCUUUAUACCGUCACUGGUCUUUGUUUGACAGUAUUUGUCACUCCAACUAUACAGCAUGCAGGUUUAGAGUUUGGACAAUGAAAGGCAAAAAGAAGCUGCAUGAGUUUCUUGCUGAUAUGGGCAUUCCACUUGCUCAAAGCAGAGAAACCUUCUCAAGUAUGGAUGUUGAAUUAAGGAAUAAUUUAAAAGAAUGGAUCUCUACUUCUGCUGAAAAAUUUGGUAUGGAUGAAAUCACAUAUGGAUCAUUUCAUGUCCAAUAUGGUUUUAGAAAUAAGCUUUGUGCAAGUGAUUGUAUGUAUGCUGUUAAUGCUAUUCUUGAGAUGCCGGAUGAAAAUAGUAAAUCUGAUAAAUUCCUUCAAGCCUUGGAUUCGUUGUCCAGAUCUAACACAAAACUUUUACUUGAUGGCAUUGAGAUGGCAAAAACCCAGCUGACUGCAUUAGUGAAUCAAGUCAGGUCACUCAUUGACAUGCAUCAGGUUGUAUGUGGGGGACCGUUUCUGUACGCUUUUCUUCGAGAGGGAACGCCUGACCUUAAGAUGUUCAGUAAACCUAUUGUUCUUGGUGCCUUAGCAAGAUAUGUGUUGAAUGCAUAUGUUGGAAUGUCUAAAAACAAGCGCGCUGCGGCUUUGCCGUUCGUCUUGGCCACUCCAUUAGAUACAGAUAAAGGUACCUGUCUCGUGACUGGCGUUCCUCCUAUUGCUGAUGAAUCCAAGAAAAAUUUUUUAGGUCGAGCGUUUGAAAUGGCCGCUGAUAAAACCAAGGCUCGGUCCCAACAUGAUUCUUUCGAUUCAGCAGUCAUCGAGAUAAAGAGCGAAGACAGAGAGAAAUUCUUUGACGCUCUUUCCGCCCUUCUUCUGUAACCAUGGAUGUAAUAACAGCUGGUUGGAAAUACUGCUGGCUCUACAAUUUUUAUCGCGAUUUCUAAUGUAUUUCAAAUUUCCAGGUAAUACCGGCCACAUGUGGACAAUGCCUUAUUAUUAGCAAGUGAAGUACAUAAAGGUGCGGUUAAAUUGUGCAGAAUUCUCAGUAAUUAUCACUUUAAAACCAUUACAUUACAAGUUGCUGAGAAACUUACACAUUGUAGCUUCACCUUGAUACCUUGCUGGAACUUAGCUUAUUUAACAGGGUGUUCGUAUUAGCGGGAUCUUUUCUUUUAGCUCUAGUGUACUAUAAACUGAACUAAUAUUCUAUAAAACUAAUACAUGUAGAUAUUCAAUUGAAAAUUGUCUUAGACAAUCGUGUCCAAAUCGUGUCGAAUCCAAAUCAUAAGGGCGUAGUACGAAAAAUGGUUAAUCAUUGAUUCAUAGACGAAAAUAAAUUUGGCUUUACAGAAUCGACUCUUGUGUCAGUCAAAGUUUUGACCAAAUGUAUGCAAAGAAUCGGUGUUGGUCAGCAAUCGUUCGGCCGUUUGUACUAGCAACUUAUAUAUUAACGUACCACCAUAGUUACUAACUCAAGGUUGACUAUGGUCCUACUAAGCAUACAUGCUUUGGUAUAUCUACUAAGGGUGCAUUGAUAGUAUAAGUGUAAUAUAGCUGAUUUUUAUACGAGAUCAUAGCCACGAAAGGGUGCCUUUAUUGCUGCAAUCUGACUAGCUCCGCUCUCCAUUUCGUGUACUCGGGCAUCCUUAUUAGGUUGUUUCUCCGCUAAACAAUAGCAAGACAUGGUAUUAUUAUAAGUAAUAGCAGUCCGCUGUGAAACGCCAUAGUGUCCGACCGAUUGUGGCCAUUUUUACUGGAAUAUGUUGUGUCUGACUACAUCACGUAUUGUAAAAAGAACGAUUUGUUAUAAUAAAAGGACAAUUUAUGCUGA
Messenger RNA from Exaiptasia diaphana, 3172 nucleotides. RefSeq names its product cell division control protein 45 homolog. Gene Ontology annotation, cellular component: DNA replication preinitiation complex. The transcript is spliced from 24 exons. Lineage: Eukaryota; Metazoa; Cnidaria; Anthozoa; Actiniaria; Aiptasiidae. The record is from RefSeq and is a predicted model, not a curated record. Gene Ontology annotation, biological process: double-strand break repair via break-induced replication; mitotic DNA replication preinitiation complex assembly; DNA replication initiation. The coding region runs from base 535 to 2220 and encodes 561 amino acids. Gene Ontology annotation, molecular function: single-stranded DNA binding; DNA replication origin binding; chromatin binding.